This is a messenger RNA of Loxodonta africana (African savanna elephant), 6451 nucleotides long. RefSeq names its product uveal autoantigen with coiled-coil domains and ankyrin repeats (gene UACA). The transcript is spliced from 19 exons. The record is from RefSeq and is a predicted model, not a curated record. Gene Ontology annotation, molecular function: protein binding. The coding region runs from base 333 to 4589 and encodes 1418 amino acids. Lineage: Eukaryota; Metazoa; Chordata; Mammalia; Proboscidea; Elephantidae.
UGCAGUGUUGAGGCUGUGGAAUGCAGAGUGCCGUGGAGUCCCUGAAAGGGACAGCCUUGAAGGACAGCUUCUGAAGGAUAAGACAUAGAAGUUACCAUAUCUGACUCGGGGCUGCUUUUAAUCAAGUGCUGAGCAGCAAGGAAGAGAAUUUCCGAGCGUUAUGAAGGUGGAGAAGGAUCCCGAAGAUGAAGACGGUGUCGUUAGAGAUCCAAGCUAAGUGUAGCACAGCACGAGGGCUGUAGAACAGGGGAAGUUGUAGUGAGAGGGACCCAGUCACUUGUUCGGAGUUUGUCUGAGGGCCAGCUUUGUAAACGGCAGAGAUUUGUAACUUAAUGCCAAGCGGUUUGCUGUUAGCAACCAGAAACUCAGUCCUGUCUAUGAUGAAGUGUUGGUUUUCUUGUGCUUCUAAAAACAGACAUGUUGCAGAUUGGAAUAAAUAUGAUGACCGACUGAUGAAAGCAGCAGAAAGAGGGGAUGUGGAAAAAGUGUCCUCAAUCCUUGCUAAGAAGGGAGUCAAUCCAGGCAAACUGGAUGUGGAAGGUAGAUCUGUCUUCCAUGUUGUGGCCUCAAAGGGGAAUCUUGAGUGUUUGAAUGCCAUCCUUCUACAUGGAGUUGAUAUUACAACCAGUGACACAGCAGGAAGAAAUGCUCUUCAUCUGGCUGCAAAAUAUGGACAUGCAUUGUGCCUACAAAAACUUCUACAGUACAAUUGUCCCACUGAACACGUUGACCUGCAGGGAAGAACUGCGCUUCAUGAUGCAGCUAUGGCAGACUGUACUUCUAGCAUUCAGCUGCUUUGUGACCAUGGGGCCUCUGUGAAUGCCAGAGAUGUAGAUGGGCGGACCCCACUUGUUCUGGCUACUCAGAUGUGUCGGCCAACAUUAUGUCAAAUGCUGAUAGAUAGAGGAGCAGAUAUUAAUUCCAGAGACAAACAAAACAGGACUGCUCUUAUGCUAGGUUGCGAGUAUGGUUGCAAAGAUGCUGUAGAAGUCUUAAUUAAAAAUGGUGCCGAUGUGAGCUUGCUGGAUGCCCUGGGCCAUGAUAGUUCUUACUAUGCAAGAAUUGGUGACAAUCUGGACAUUCUAACCUUGUUGAAGACUGCGUCAGAAAAUACCAACAAAGGGAGAGAACCUUGGAAGAAAGGACCAUCUUUGCAACAGCGGCAUUUGGCGCAUAUGCAAGAAGAAGUAAAUAGAAAGCCAAAUCAGAGGGAGCAUCAGAACUUUCAGGAUCUGGAGAUUGAAAACGAAGAUUUGAAGGAGAGGUUGAGAAAAAUUCAACAAGAGCAAAUAAUAUUGUUAGAUAAAGUCAAUGGUUUACAACUACAACUGAAUGAGGAAGUAAUGGUUGCUGAUGAUCUGGAAAGUGAGAAAGAAAAGUUGAAGUCCCUUUUGGCAGCUAAAGAAAAGCAACACGAAGAAAGCUUAAGAACUGUUGAGGCUCUGAGAAAUAGAUUAAAGUGUUUGGAGAGUGAUCAUUUAGCGUCAGGAAGUCACUUUAGUAACCGAAAAGAAGAUAUGCUUCUUAAACAAGGUCAAAUGUACAUGACAGACUCACAGUGUACUUCCACAGGUAUGCCAGCCCAUAUGCAAAGCAGAUCUAUGUUAAGACCACUGGAGUUAUCUUUACCCAGCCAAACCUUAUAUUCUGAAAAUGAAAUUUUAAAGAAAGAGUUGGAAGCAAUGAGAACUUUCUGUGAUUCAGCAAAACAAGACCGACUCAAGCUCCAAAAUGAACUGGCUCACAAAGUGGCAGAGUGCAAAGCUUUAGCACUAGAAUGUGAAAGAGUCAAGGAGGAUUCCGAUGAGCAGAUAAAACAAUUGGAAGAUGCAUUAAAAGAUGUGCAGAAGAGAAUGUAUGAGUCAGAAGGCAAAGUCAAACAGAUGCAGACACAUUUUCUCGCCCUUAAAGAGCACCUAACCAGUGAAGCAGCUACAGGGAACAGCAGAUUAACAGAGGAGCUGAAGGAUCAGCUGAAAGACAUGAAAGCAAAAUACGAAGGCGCUUCAGCAGAAGUGGGAAAAUUAAGAAACCAAAUCAGACAAAAUGAAAUGUUAGUAGAAGAAUUUAAGAGGGAAGAAGGCAAGUUGAUAGAAGAAAAUAAGCGAUUGCAGAAGGAAUUUAGUAUGUGUGAAAUGGAGCAAGAGAAGAAAGAAAGAGAGGUCACAGAGAUGGAAGGCCAGUUAAAAGAAUUGGUAGCAAAAUUAGCCCUUUCUGUUCCGACAGAAAAAUUUGAAAACAUGAAGAGCUUAUUAUCGAAUGAAGUGAAUGAGAAAGCAAAAAAAUUAGUAGAGAUGGAAAGAGAGUAUGAAAAAUCUCUUAGUGAAAUUAGACCGUUAAAGAGAGAACUUGAGAACUUGAAAGCCAAGCUUGCUCAGCACGUCAAACCAGAGGAACACGAACAGCUCAAGAGCAGAUUAGAGCAGAAAUCAGGAGAACUUGGGAAGAAGAUCACUGAAUUAACAUCGAAAAAUCAGAUGCUACAAAAGGAAAUUGAGAAGAUUUAUCUGGAUAAUAAACUCCUCAACCAGCAAGUACAUAACUUAACAGCUGAAAUGCAAAAUCAUUAUGUUCCUUUAAAAGUAAGCGAAGAAAUGAAAAAGUCACAUGAUGUGAUUGUUGAAGGUUUGAAUAAAAAGCUUUUAGAUAUCACACAAAAAUAUUCUGACAAGAAGUUAGAAAUGGAGAAGUUGCUGAUGGAAAAUGACAGUUUAAGUAAGAAUGUUAACCACCUGGAAUCUGUGUUCAUACCUCCUGAGAAACAUGAAAAAGAGACAAUGGCUCUGAAAUCCAAUAUUACUGAACUUAAAAAACAACUCUCUGAACUUAACAAAAAAUGUGGUGAAGACCAAGAAAAGGUACAUGCACUCGUGUCUGAAAACACUAACUUGAAAAAGACUCUCAGUACUCAGUAUGUGCCAGUUAAAACCCACGAAGAGGUAAAAACCACACUGAGCAGCACGUUAGAUAAAACUAACAGAGAAUUAUUAGAGAUGAAGAAAAAAACUGAAGAUAAAAAUCAGGACUUUCUAAAAAUAAAACACGAGAAUGAUAUAUUAAAAAGAAACCUGGAAAACACUCAGAACCAAAUGAAAGCUGAGUACAUCAGCCUAAAAGAGCACGAGGAGAAGAUGAGUACUGUAAGUAAGAGCUUGAAAAAGGCACAGGGUAAUAGUGCCGAGCUAUUGGCCAACUACAACAAAGGCCAAGAAGAGAUUGCGAGGCUGCAUGCUGAAAUCGAAGCCCAAAAGAAGGAACUUGACACAAUACAAGAAUGCAUUAAGCUAAAAUACACUCCAAUUAUCAGCUUCGAAGAGUGUGAGAGAAAAUUUAAAGCAGCAGAGAAAGAACUAAAAGAACAGUUAGCAGAGCAGACCCGAAAGUAUAGUGCCAGGGAAGAGGAGGCCAAGAAAUGCAAACAAGAGAUUGACAAGUUAAAGAAGGAGAUUCUCUCCCUUCAGAAAGAUUUAAAGGAGAAGAGUGUUCUCAUUGAGAAUUCUCAUGAAGUGGAAAGAGCUUUAAGCAGAAAAGCAGAAGACCUAAACAAACAGUUGAAAGACCUGUUACAGAAAUACACAGAGGUAAAGAAUGAGAAAGAGAAGCUAGCAGAAGAAAAUGCCAAACGGACCCCUGAGAUACUUGCAGCACAAACUCUUUUGCAAAAACAGCCUGUUCCGUUGGAGCAGGUUGAGGCCCUGAAAAAAUCUCUGAAUGGUACAAUUGAGAAUCUAAGGGAAGAGCUGAAGAAUAAGCAAAGGUGUUAUGAGAAAGAGCAGCAGACAGUGACCAAACUGCACCAGAUGCUGGAGAAUCAAAAGAACUCUUCUGUGCCCCUGGUGGAGCAUUUGCAAAUUAAGGAAGCAUUUGAGAAAGAAGUUGGAAUCAUAAAAGCUAGCUUGAAAGAAAAGGAAGAAGAAAGCCAAAACAAAACUGAAGAAGUCUCCAAACUCCAGUCGGAGGUUCAUAAGACUAAACAAGCAUUAAAAAAAUUAGAGACUAGAGAGGUAGUUGAUUUGUCUAAAUUUAAAGCAAUGAAAAGUGAUCUGGAGGCACAAAUUUCCAACUUAAAUGAAAAAUUGGCCAACCUGAAUAGAAAGUAUGAGGACGCUUGUGAGGAGGUUUUGCAUGUGAAAAAGAAGGAACUCUCUGCAAAGGAUGAGAAGGAAUUACUACAUUCUAGCAUUGAGCAAGAAAUCAAGGACCAGAAAGAACGAUGUGAUAAGUCCUUGACAACAAUCACGGAGUUACAGAGAAGAAUACAGGACUCUGCUAAACAAAUCGAAGCAAAAGAUAAUAAGAUAACUGAACUGCUUAAUGAUGUUGAAAGACUAAAGCAGGCCCUCAGCGGCAUUUCACAGCUCACCCACACGAGUGCGAGUCCCAGCAAGAGACAGAGUCAGCUGGUUGAAACCCUGCAGCACCAAGUGAAAUCCCUGCAGCAGCAGCUGGCUGAUGCUGACAGGCAACACCAAGAAGUAAUUGCAAUUUAUCGGACACACCUUCUUAGUGCUGCACAGGGUCACAUGGAUGAAGACGUCCAGGCAGCCUUACUGCAGAUCAUCCAGAUGCGGCAGGGGCUUGUGUGCUAGCGAUGAGCACUCACCGCCACUGUCCGCUUUGUCUUGCUGGUGCUGAGCAUUCUGUGUGCAACUCCACACCUUGCUGGGCCUUACUGUGCUAAGCAUCAUUAAAAUAAAAUAUAUUUUGUUCCAUCAGUAGAUUUUUUUUUUUUAAUUAGAUGCGUAUGCUACUGAGUUUUUCAAUAUCAGUUCCAAUCUUAUAUUCUAUAUAUGUAAAUUUUACAGUUUGGCAAACAGCAUUAGCACUUUGUUUGGACUGACUAUGUAUUUUUAAACUUUUGAAUCCCUAAUAAUACAUGAGUGGGUCCACAUGAAGAAGGUUUGGGCCGAAAUACUUGUUCAAAGAUUUCUUUCAGAGAAAUUAAUUUGGUCGGUAGCCCAUUUUUAAGUGGAUCAAAAGACCUUUCAGACCUUCAUCUGAGCAUGAGUCUUAUUGUGGGUUCAAGGAAUGCACUGUGACUUGGCUGGCCAAGUGACAUCUUUAUGGAAGUAAUCAAUGAGUGCCUUUGAUUUGUUUGGAGGUACAGGUAUUUUUUUCUUCUGAUAUUAGUAACUUUUAGGCUUUUUUUUUUUUUUGUAUGAUCUUUCUUUUCAUAAAGGGUUUGCAGUCAUAAAUUACAUUUAGAUUAAGCACAGCAGGGGUGGAAUAUAUCAGGAAUUUAUAAUAAAGUUGCCUUAUAAUCUUCACAACAGUAUCUUAAUUUUUACUCGUAAUGAGUUUUCUUGCCACCGGCUUUAAAGAACUACGAUAAAUGUAUGCUGGAUUUCUCAGUGUCAAAAAUUGUAGACAUUUUUUAGCAAUUACUUCGACAUUUGCUACUAUAGUAACCGCAACCAAGCACUCAUUAUACAUGUAUCCUCCCAAUGUUUCCUACUUAUUUAUAGGAAGAUUGCACUAAUGAGAUUAAUAAUGUGAAAUGCAGUUUUCUUGCAAGAUUCGCAUGAGAGUAUUGAUUUUAGAAAAUCAAUCUUUAAGGUUUUAGAACAAAAGUGUAGUAACACAGUCAACUCUAAGAGUAUAGAUAGCAAGAAAAUAAUAAAAUUAGACAUGUUUAUAGUAAAUACACUAAUGUAACCUACCAUUUUUAUUAACUACAUCUCAUUCGAGAAAGUUGUAUGUUAUUUUUAUUAAUAUGUUGUUUACCAUGCAGAUUGAAAAUUACUGAUUUGUUAGCAGAUAAACUGAAUAAAUGAGUCAUUUCAGCCAAAUUUUCUGAAAUUACAAAAUGUGCCUUAACGGUAAUCCCUGAGCAUACUGAACCAGGUUUCAGUCCCAUUUUUGUAUAAUAACAGGGACAAAGGACCUUCAAAAUAGCUUUUCCCACAAAAGAAUAAGCCAUUGGAUUUCUUCAGCGUAGAAACAACAGUAGAAAGUCAGAAUUGGAUUUAUUUUUAGUCCUUUAGGUGGAUGUACACAGUUGGCGUAAGUAACAUUUAGUUUCUUUAAUUAUUAUAUUCAGUGUCCUUCAGAGGACGCCUGGUGGCGCAGUGGUUAAAUGCUCAGCUGCUAACUGAAAGGUCGGCAGUUUGAACCCACUAGCUGCUCCGCGGGAGAGAGAUGUGGUAGUCUGGUUCCAUAAAGAUCACAGCCUUGGAAACUCUGUUGGGCAGAUCUGCUCUGUCCUCUAGGGUCACUAUGAGUAGCAGUAGACUCAAUGGCAGAGAAUUUGGGUUUUUUUUGUUUAAUGUCCUUCAGCAUGAGUUCUGCUUCACAAGUUUAGGUUAUAUGUUGAAGCUCUUGAGCAGAGCAAAGUUUGUGCUGAAUACUGACAUUUCAGUGUUGUAUUUUCCUUAUUAAGGGUGGGAAGGGAACCUCAUGUAUUAUUUUCUUUUGUCUUCAAUCAUCAAUAAAUUGUUAUCUGUGGAAUGUU